GUCAUUUGUUGCCAUUGUUCACUAUUGGGGAUACCUUUUAAUUGAUUGUAAUACAUGUAAUCGGAUUACAUAACCAUUAUUAUUCUAAACUAUAAUGAAUACAUUAUGUCAUAUUCUAUGUUAUAUAGUUUUAUAUCAAAUUCUAUGUAUUACAUGGAUUGGCAAAGUUGAUUCAGGUCAUUCAGAGAAACGUUUAUUAAAAUAUUUAUUUGAUCAAAAACGAUGGGAUGCCCACAAUCCAAUGGAACGUCCAGUUUCAGUAGAUGGUAAACCUGUACAAGUAUUUCUUAAAUGUUUCCUUAAUCAAAUAAUGGAUGUAGAUGAAAAAAAUCAAGUUCUAUCUACAAUCAUUUGGCUUGAUUUAAAAUGGUCAGAUUAUCAUUUCCAUUGGAAUGCAAGUGACUAUGAAAAUAUUCGACAGAUAAAUUUACCACCAGAGAGAAUAUGGAAACCAGAUAUUCUAUUAUAUAAUAGUGCUAGUGAAAAAUUUGAUCAAAUUUUUCCAACGAAAGUCAUUGUUAGAAAUACUGGAAAUAUUCAAUGGGUACCACCGGGUUUAUUUCAUUCUAUUUGUGAUAUUGAAGUGAAUUGGUUCCCAUUCGAUUCACAGAAUUGUAUAAUGAAACUUGGAACAUGGACUUAUCAAGGAAAUACAGUAGAUUUAAAAUUACAAUGUGAUAAUGAAACUGAAGAUGUAGAUCAACCAUGUCAUUAUAUGAAUGAUGUUGAUUUAUCUACUUAUUUAGCUCAUAGUGAAUGGGCUUUAGAAAGUGCUUCCAUUAAACGUAAUAUACAAACUUAUGGUGGUGAAGAUCAAACAUACAUUGAUGUUACCAUUUAUGUUUAUAUGCAACGUCGUGCAUUGUAUUAUAUGUUCAAUAUUAUCAUACCAUGUAUGAUAAUGUCAAUGAUGGCAUUACUUGUAUUCACCUUACCACCUGAAGCCAAUGAGAAAAUUGUAUUGGGUGUUACCACUUUACUUUCGUUGACAAUGUUAUUGCAAUUAGUAGCUGAUAAACUGCCACAAACAUCAUCAGGAAAUCCUGUACUUGUCUUAUAUUUCACAUGCACAAUGAUCCUUUGUUCACUUUCAUUGGUAUGCGCUGUGGUUUUGUUAAAUUGUCAUCAUCAUACAGGAGGUAUUGUUUAUGUACCAUGGUGGAUUGAAACAUUAAUUAAUAUAUGGUUAGCAAGUAUUCUAAGAAUUGAUCAUGAUCUAUCGGAUCCUAACAAUAAUGAUAAUCACCAUGGUGAUAAUAAUAAUAAUAAAACGGAACCAAAUUUAAAAAAUUCUAAAGAAAAAUUAAUCCCUAGUGAAAACUCUUUUCAAUUAGAUCAAUAUGAUUAUGAUAAAAUCAAUCAUCAUAUACACCUUAAUCAUUCAUAUAAUAAUAAUAAUAAUGGUAAUGGUAAUAAUAAUGUAAGAAAUGCUACAGUUUGGUCCAAUAUCAUUGAUAUGAAUUCGGAAUUUCGUCCAGCAAUUGUCAUUCAUAAACCAUUCAAACAUAAUCCUAAUCAUAAUAGUAAUAUGAAAAAAUCUUUAUUCAUGAAUCAAAUCAAAUUGAAAUCUGAAUUACAAAGUAGAAUUCAACAAAAUUAUUUCAUUGAUCUGGAUCCGGAUUAUGAUCGUGAUCGUUGUGAUCAACAUCGAUUAUCAACAGAUUUAUUAGGUAAACCAUUGAAUAAUAUGCCUUAUCAUACCACUAAUACUACUACAAUACCAGAGAAUAAAGGGAAUAGUCGAACAAAUGCAACUAGUCGGUUACAAUAUACAUGCAAACGAAAUUUAACUGAAAAGUCAAGUAAGUAGUAUGGUGUGAUUUUUGUUGUUGUGGAAUGUUUUAACCUUUUCAUUCAUUCAUUCAUUCAGAAAGUAAGUUAGUAAGGCAAUUGUGUACAGUGUAUGAUCUAGCAUUAAUGAACAUCCUUUCAAAUGGUUGUUUCUAAUCAGUUCAGUAAAAAGGAGAGCAAAUAACUUACUACUUACUUACUUACUUCUGAUACCCCGAUGGAGCAUACGCCACCGACCAACAUUCUCUAACCCACUCUAUCCUGAACCUUUCUUUCUCAUUCUAUCUAAUUGUUGUUCAUUCUUCUCAUGUCUUUCUCCAUUUCUCAAAGUAAUGUGUUCUUUGGUCUUUCCUCUUUCCCAUUAGCCUUGAAGAUUCCAAGUGAGAGUUUGCCUUGUGACACAGUUGAGUGAUUUCCUCAAUGUGUGUCCUAACCAUUUCCAACACUUCUUCCUGAUUUCUUCCUCUUCUGGGAUAUGGUUUAUUCGCUCUCGCACAGUAGGUUGUUGCUGAUAGUAUCUAAUCAACGGAUCCGAAGUAUUUUGUAUAGACAACUGUUAAUAACGACUUGUAUCUUCUGGAUGAUGACUUUAGUAGUUCUCCUGGUUUCCACUCCAUACAUUGAAACUGUCUUGACAUUUGUAUUGAAAAUCCUAACUUAAGUGUUGAUUGACAGUUGUUUUGAGUCCCAGAUGUUCUUCAAUUAUAAAUAUGCUGCUCUUGCUUUGUCGAUCCACGCUUUCACAUCUGUACCAGAUCCAUCGUGUUCAUCAAUGAUGCUACCCAGAUAUGUACAGGUUUUUAUAUCUUCCAAAUCUUCUCCGUCAAGUGUGAUUUGAUCGGUAUAUCUUGUGUCUUCAGUGACUUCAUGCACUGAUAGUGCGUCUUGCUCUAGUCACUUUGAGGUUUCUUUCAACUUAUCACUACUUCAACAACCAUAUUGCCUAAAACAAAGUGUUAAUUAGAUAUUCGUGGUACAUGUUCCAGUUAUCUUAGCCAACUAAUUGCUCCAUUAAACCAAUUUACUAUCUUCAUCUAUUACCCUACGUUUAACCUUAAACAUUUCUAAUUCAUUUGUAUAAUCACAAUUGAAUAAUGCUUCGAAAAUAAUACUGGUGUACUAGUGAUAACAGUUACUAUAAAUGAAACAUAAUAAUUACUGGAAUUAAAUUUCGUAAACGAUAUCACAUUUCAAUGACUUCUGUGUUUAUAGGGAUAAAUUUAGUUUCAAAAGUACUCAACAACUGAAUUUUAUUCAUUUGUUUAAACACAUAAACUUUGGUACGAGGAGGCACCGAACAGAUAUGCGUCACAUAGAUCGAAUAAUUUAUGUGAGAGCUCGGAUACUGAACGGGUGCUCAGACCGAAGCAGAUGAUCCUGUUAGAAGGCCAUACCCCGAGCAUUUGACCUAAGAGUCUAAUCCAUAAGGUAUUGGAGCAUCGUAAGGAGAUGCAGU
This is a messenger RNA of Schistosoma guineensis, 3247 nucleotides long. Lineage: Eukaryota; Metazoa; Platyhelminthes; Trematoda; Strigeidida; Schistosomatidae. The record is from the annotation of a GenBank genome assembly.